AUGAGCACACCCACUCUACCAAAUCUUUCACAACUUCACGGAAUUCAAAAUCAGUCAUUGCAACAACAACAACAACAACAACCACAACAACAACAACAACCACAACAACAACAACAACAACAACAACCACAGCAAACAAUGCAACAACCAAUCCAAAACUUGCAUCAACAAGCUCCACAAAUGCAACAACCACAAUAUAAUUUACAUACAACUCUUCCACCACCAUUGAUGAAUCCAAAUGGUUUAGGAUUAAUGGGUCAUAAUAUGAUGGGAGGUGGUAAUAAUGGAAACAAUAGCGGUAAUAAUAAUGGUCAACCACAAAUGCAUGGAACCAAUUUAAAUGGUUUAAGUUUAGCAAUUCAAAAUCAAUCAUCAUUACCACAACCAAUAAAUAAUAAUAAUAACAAUAACAAUAAUAAUAGCAAUAUUAAUAAUAAUAAUAAUAAUAGUAACAACAACAAUAAUAAUAAUAAUAGUAAUUUGGGUAUUAAUUCAUCACCAACUCAAUCAUCAGCAAAUUCAGCAGAUAAGAGAUCAAGAGGUCGUCCACGUAAAAACCCACCAUCAGAACCAAAAGAUACCAGUGGUCCAAAGAGAAAGAGAGGUAGACCACCAAAGAUGGAUGAAGAAGGUAAUCCACAACCAAAACCAGUACCACAACCAGGAAGCAAUAAAAAGAGAGGUAGACCCAAGAAACCAAAGGAUGAGAAUGAAUCUGAUUAUAAUAAUACAUCAUUUUCCGAUAGUAACACAGAUGGUACACCUAAAAAGAGAGGUAGACCACCAAAGGCAAAAGGUGAUAGUCCAUCUGCUUCUCCUACUCAUAAUACACUUGGUAAUGGUAUUUUAAACAGCAACAAUAAUAAUAAUAAUAAUAAUAAUAACAGCAACAUCAACAACAUCAACAACAACAACAACAACAACAGCAACAAUAACAAUAACAGCAGCAACAAUAACAACAACAACAACAACAGCACCAACAAUAAUACCAACAACAAUAACAAUAAUACCAACAACAAUACCAAUAAUAAUAAUAAUAAUAUUAAUAACAAUAAUAAUAACACCAACAACAAUAAUAACAAUGCCAAUAACCAAAAUACCAACAACAAUAAUAUGGGUAAUAAUUCAAAUAAUAAUAAUAAUCCAAAUAAUAAUAAUCAUCAAAAUAAUAAUAAUAAUAACACCAGUAACAAUAGUAAUACAACAACAGCAACCACAACCGCACCUGGUGGCAACAAUCUUACAAAUAGUUUAAAUAAUGCUGGUAAUUUAGGUAAUCUAGGAAGAGUCUCAGGACUUCACUCAAGCGAUCCAAAUAAUCCAAAUGCCCAAAAAUCAUUCCCAGAUUCAACCAACACUAUGGAUUUCCAACCAAACUUUUCUUUUUUCCAUUAA
Messenger RNA from Dictyostelium discoideum AX4, 1395 nucleotides. RefSeq names its product HMG-I and HMG-Y, DNA-binding domain-containing protein. Lineage: Eukaryota; Evosea; Eumycetozoa; Dictyosteliales; Dictyosteliaceae. Bases 1 to 1395 code for a protein of 464 amino acids. The transcript has 2 exons. The record is from RefSeq and is a predicted model, not a curated record.